Molecule: messenger RNA, 1422 nt
Organism: Penicillium subrubescens
Lineage: Eukaryota; Fungi; Ascomycota; Eurotiomycetes; Eurotiales; Aspergillaceae
Exons: 7
Coding region: 1-1422 (473 amino acids)
Source: RefSeq, a predicted model, not a curated record
AUGAGUCCGGGUAUAACCACCGCAGAAGAUGCAGUGCUCAGCUCCUCACUACACAAUAUUUCCUAUUGCCGAGUUACUGGCUCUGUUGCAUAUGAUCAUAGCAACCACCUUGUCGAAUUUGAGCUGUGGCUGCCUUCUCGCGACUCGUACAAUGGACGCUUUAUGGUCGUAGGAAACGGUGGCUUUGCUGGGGUGAUUGACACGGAUCAGAUGGCCUCGCAAUUGAAGCAGGGAUUUGCAGUAGCAGGCGGCGAUUCCGGCCAUCGACUAUUAGAUAAUGGGGUUGGUGGUUCAGGCUCCUAUAUCCCAUUUCUCAAUAACAUAGAAGAAACAAAGGCAUGGAUCCAUGAAUCCAUUGCAAUCAUCACCGAACCGACUCGCAAAAUCGCUACUUCAUUUUACAAUGACCCUCCCAGUCACAGUUACUAUCAUGGCUGUUCUACUGGAGGGGCGCAAGGCUUUGCAUUGGCUCAAUUCCAUCCUCAUCUCUUUGAUGGUAUCUAUGCUGGGUCUCCUGGAAACUGGUACUCCCAUCUCAUGCUUUCCUUCUUAUGGAACGGGCAACAUGCAAAGGGAGAUGCAUUUAUUGAUCAAGCUACUCUUAACGCAACCACCGAAGCGAUUCUCGAUGCCUGCGAUGAGCUUGACGGAGUCAAGGAUCGACUAAUUGAGAACCCACUUCGUUGCAAUUUUGACCUUGACUCUCUGGUCUGUUUGACACACACUAGCUCAUCCAAAGGAUAUGAUACCUGCUUGGGCCCUAAGCAAUUGGAAGCACUCAAGGCCAUCUAUGCCGGACCAAUGGACAAGAGGACUAACACAACCGUCUACCCCGGGUUUAGUCUGGGCUCAGAAAGAGAGUUGCUAGCGCAGGAAACCUUACUCUAUAAGGCCUAUGCUGCGCCACUUCUACAGAAUCUUAUAUUUCACAAUCUUUCUUAUGACAUCGAUACUUUCAGCUUUGAGCGUGACGUUGCACAGGUCGAUGCGAUAGCUGGCCCGCUUAUCGACGAGAUUGGAGUAGAUCUCGGUGCUUUCCAACGCCGCGGUGGGAAAAUGGUUGUCACGCAAGGCUGGACUGAUCCUCUCAAUGCGGCAACCUGGCCCAUCCAGCACCUUGAACAGCUUCAAAAAUCUAGUACCAAGAGUACUGUCGCCAGCUUCUUCAACUUAUAUAUGAUACCCGGCGGCGGCCAUUGCGGUGCGGCAAGCUCAUACCCUUAUGUACCGGCUACAUACCAUGUCGAGGAUGCACUUGUCGCGUGGGUAGAGAAUAAGAUCUUCCCCGACUCCAUUUUAUCGUCAACUCCACCUGAUGGGUCAUCACGGACGCGCAAGCUCUGCCCUUGGCCGAAGGUAGCGAAGAUACGGAACCAAGCAUACCCUGAUGUAGCUGAUAGCUAUGACUGUGUACAUGACUGA